CUUCACUAUAUAGGGUGUGUAUGGAAUGUUUGUGGUGAGAGUAUUCAUAUCACUCUAAACCCUUCUCCAGCAACCUAUAUACAUCUACAUCUCUGGUGCCAAAGUGUUAGUGGAUAAAAUGGAGCUGGAACAAGGACAACAACAGGCCGAGGAUUUAUGUGUCGCUGCUAUAGAUGGUGAUGUCAACAAAGUGAAGUGUCUGCUGGCACAGGGGGCCAACCCCAACCACCCUCAGUUCUAUGCAUUACACAGCGCUUGUAGGAAAGGUCAUCUGGAGAUAGUGAAGGCACUUGUUGAGGCUGGAGCAGACACUGAGAGAAGGGAUGAUGACGGCAGGUCUCCAGUUCAUUGGGCAGCCUCUUAUGGUCAUAAGGAGGUGUUGGUUUACUUGAUCAGGGAUCGCAAGUGCAGUGCUAAUACCAGGGACCGGGACAACAAUACUCCACUACACACUGCAUGCUAUCAUGUUCACUUAGAUGUGGUGCAGUACUUGGUGGAGAACGCCCACUGUGACACCAAUGUAAGGAACAUGGACAACCAGACUGUACUUCAUAUAGCCUGCAGCCGCCCCAUUUUCUGUCAGAGUCCACUUUUAUUGGUGCAGUACUUGGUGGAGAAGGCUAACUGUGACAUCAAUGCAACUGAUAACGAAGGCAGGACACCCCUUAACGUAGAAGAGAGUGAUUACUAUAUGCAUGAGCCUACAGAGGAGCAUUUUUAUAACCAGGACGUUCUUGACUACCUCAAGACUCAACGAAAAUCGUCUUCAAGACAACCAGGGUCACAAUUUAUCAUUUCGAUACAACCCAAAGAUGUGUGCUGUAAACCUGGGGAUGAAGUUGAGUUUACGAUAUCGACAGCACCGCCUGCUACAACUACAUAUCAGUGGUUUUUCGAAAAUCCAGAAAUAUCACUUCCUGAUUACAAAGGACAAACAUCUGAAUGCUGCCUUCUGAUACCAAAAUUCCUUCCUAAGCAUAAAGGUGCUUACUGGUGUGUUGCUGAAGAUGCAUCAGGCACACAGGUCACCUCACAACCUGCAACACUCACUGCAGAGGGAGAGAAAAUUGAAAGACAAGAUUUGCAGCUUAUAGGGAAAAUUUUGGAAAAAUCUGCAAUUGACUUCAGCAACUAUGGGAUUGAGACAGUGCACCUACUCAGUGGCGAGAGUGAUGUGACUUACGAAGAGAUGGAGUUUGUAAUGAAAUUAAAUCCAAGGACACAAGUGCUGUCCAUCAACCUAAAGCAGGAAAUCACAGCAAGAGUGAAAGAGGAGCAACUUUAUGCCAAAGCCAUAAAUGAGAAGGUUUCCCUUACUUACACCAAAAUCCUUGCCCUGGGCCCUGGCCAGGUAGGAAAGUCUACUUUUGUUCGCAGAUUGUUGGGAAUAAUGGAAGGAAAUAUCCAAACAUCUUCUCCAGAAACACAACCCCGAUCUAGUACCGGUAUUUCAGAGUCAAGAGAAGCUUGUAUACAGUAUACUAGAGUAACUGGUGCCAUUACUCAUGAAAAAAAAUGGUGUGUUUUGCAAAAUGAUUUGCACGAUCAACUAAGUGGCUUAAUGUCGCUGAUAGUUAAGCAAUCUCAGCAAGGUCCACAGCAUGAAACUACGGAAUUAUCUAGGCAAAAAACAAACAAGACUAAAACUGUAGUGAAAGAAUCACUGGUUGAAUGUGAUCAAACGUUACUUCAUGGUAAUGAAGGCGUUGGAAUUAAAACUUCGGAGCCAGUUAAUACUAAAGAUCCAAUUGCUACAGGGGGAUUUCCCACUUUGGACUCACCUCUAGUUAUUAGAUCUACUCAAUUGCCAAUUGCUACUGAACAGAGUGCCUCAAAACUUAGCGAAUCAGACAUUGAUAAAACAAUUAGAGAAUUUGAAAAACUAAAACAAGAAUGCAGUCAUAGACUAGACACAAUAGAAUUUGAAAUGCUAUUUAAUGUAGCUGAUGUUGGAGGCCAACCAGCAUUUUUAGAAAUGCUGCCAUCCUUAACUAUAGGACCAGCUCUAUACCUUGUGUUUAUGAACCUAAAGCAAGAGCUAAAUUCAAGAUACCCUGUGCCAUUUAAAUGUAAGGACUCAACAACGAAUCUUUGUAAAAAUUACUCUUACACUUCAGAAGAAGUAUUAUUUUCGGCACUUUCAAGCAUAGAUUGCUUUGGACACUCAGAUGAGGAAGUUGAACAGUAUGUUCAGAAACCAGCAUCAAUUGACAAAAAGCAGAAAGAUUCUCUUGCAUUACUAGUGGGAACUUUUCUUGAUAAAGUUAAUGACGAAGAAAUAAAAUUAACUAACCAUCAGCUAAAGGAACGACUUGAAGAAACAGCAUUUUAUAAAGAAGGGCUCAUUCUCCGCAAUAGCUUCAGCUUAUUAGUGAACAAUAUGAGUGCCGAAGUCAGUGAAAUAGAAGGUCACAGAAAUAAACUAGAAAAAAUACUCACUGCAAAAUUUCGGAAGUAUCAAAUUCCAACGCAAUGGUUAAUGCUCAGUAUCUGUCUUAAGGUUCUUGCUAGAAACCAAAAAAAGUAUCAUGUUUCCUUUGCUGAUUGUGUCAAGUUAGGAAAGUAUUUGGACAUGGAUGAAGAGAUGGUGAGUGUUGCCUUGCAGUUUCUCCACAAAUACAUUGGGCUUGUGAUGUAUUUUCCUCGUCAUGAAAACCUUAAGAAAAUUGUAGUAUGUGAUCCCCAAGUUGUGUUUUCAACUAUCAGCGAACUUAUCUUUAAUAUUUACGAUCACAACCAGUUUCAAGUUAGCCAGGCACAGUAUGACCACUUUGUGAAAACGGGCUGCUUUUCACCUCAAGAUAUCAUGCUAAUAAAUGAUAAAGAUAUUUUUGUGAAUGAAGAGAAAAAGAAACUUCUUCCAAUCGAUAAAUUAGUAGAUCUACUGGAGUACCUAAACAUUGCUGCUAAAUUGCCCGCAUCUACUAAAGACGAAGUGUACUUUCUGCCUGCAGUUCUUCAAACUGCUGAAUUGGAUGUUGUUACAAGAAGCCAAAAAGGAGAAAAUAAUAAAUUGCUUCCAGAACCAUUAUGCAUUCAUUUCAAAACGGGGUAUGUACCUUUAGGAUUUAUGUGUGCUUUAAUUGCAAAUCUUGCUGUUGACAAUAAAUUUGUUCUACUCUUUGAUGAAAGCAACAAGCUGUACAAGAAUAUGAUUCAAUUUCGAUUCCAGGCUAUAUUCAAUGUCACUGUGGUUUCUUUACCACGGUAUUGUGAGUUUCGUGUCACUAGGCAACCCUCAGAUAAUAAUGUCAUUGAGUUUUGGAGUAAGGAUGGUUGUUCUCUUAUCAUGGAAACUAUACGUACAGUUGCCAAUAAAGUUAUUCAAUCUAUGCAGCAUGGCAUGCGUCUAAUAGACAAUGAUUCAAAAAUAUAUGAGUUUGCUUUCCAUUGCCAAAGACAUCCAGAUGCCGACUUCGGACAGGAAUGUCUCGCUAAACUUGACUACGAUCAUUCUGAUCAAGAAAGCGGCUUCGGCAGAAUUAUUCUGAACAAAGCAACAUGCACAAAAUGUGUAACUGCUAUUCCACUAACUCCUGAAAUGAUGGUUUGGUUUGGUAAGGUUCCAAGCACUCCUCUAAGAAUUUGUAAACAACCUGCUCGAAAAGGCAAUGUCAUAAGCAUACGUGCUGAUGGAGUACGACCACUAACAUAUCAAUGGCUCUGUGAUGGUGACGACCAGGACUACGAUGGCUAUGCAACAGAUACUCUCAUCAUUAAGGAUAGCAAUUUAUUGUCGGAAGGUGUUUUUAAAUGCCAAGUGAAAGAUAAAUGUGGCAACUGUGUUGAAUCUGAUGAGCUUGAUCUCUUCGAAGAUGUGCUCAAAAGAACUUGGAAAUUAAAAAAAUCUGAAAUCAAUAAAUUGAAGAAGAAUGGAUUUACCAGUAUCAGAGAACUGAAAUGUUUCCAGCUAGACACGCUGGACUUUAACAUGGGGGAGAAGGAAAGGAUGAAACCACUCCUUGCAUUUGUUCAGGCAAAGUUUGACAGUUCUUCAGCUUCUAGUGAUUUGUCUGCUCUAAGGGACAUUGUAGACACUCCAAUCACUGGACCACUGGAGUACCAAAUGAAGUAUGGAGAUACUUACAUACAGGAUCCAGGGACUACCAGCCUCCAUGAGUUGAUGGUCAAGCAUGACGAGCAGUUGGAUAGAGAAAUCAAGGACAAGGACACUGCCCUCAUUUCUAUACACUUUGAUGAUUUUGAAAACUACAUCCACCGACUUGAGUUGACUGGAAAUGAACAAGCUGACGUAAAGAAGAUUGCUCAAGUUAGUGGCAAUCAAGUGGCAGUGAUCAACUGUGUGACAAUCUGGAGGGGUCACGAAUCCAGCAAAGCAACCUUCAGAGCACUGAUAAGGAUCUUAUUAGAUCUGAAGAAGGAAAAGAUUGCUAUCAAGAUCUGUCAGUACUUGAAAGAAAAUGCUGGUGGGGACAGUCAAGUCAGUAAACAAGGAGAAUUGUCUCCUGGAAGGAAUGAAGAGCCCUUGACUAGAAAACGGAAUGUCACUAAAUCCAUUGUGAAGAGGUCAUCAUCAGAGGAUCAUGAGAGGUCCCUGUCAUCAGCAACUCCGGUCCAGAGAGUAGGAACUAUAACAUCAUCAUCUGCAGGUCAAGUCAUCCACAGUCAAGUCUGUAAUAGAAGAGGACCAACCGCUAAUCGAAUCACUUUCCAAGAGCUAAUGAAGCAGUACAAUUUGACUGACGAGCAACUCGACAAUGAAAUAGAAGAAAUUACGUAUGUUGCCGAAUAUUUCGAUGGUGUGAAGAUCUAUUCGAAUGCAAUGGGACUAACUCGUGCUGAACAAGCCGAUGUGAAUGAGUUGUUCCAUAAGAGAGGAACUCAAGUAGCCAUGACUGAAUGUCUGACUAUCUGGAAGCAACACAAUCCUUAUGCAGCAACUUACAGAGCUCUACUGGAGUUGUUACUAGGACUAAGAAAAGAGAAGAUAGCUGAUGAAAUCUGUCAGCACUUAAUUCAAGUGACCCAAUGAGGUGUGAGAGGUGUGGUCACUGGCUUGAACUAAUCAACUGACGAACUGUACAGGAGAAACUUGUUUAUUAUGUAAUUGUACGUUAGUGGACUGUAAAUAGAGAUAUGGUAUUAUUACAACUGUACAGAAACUAAAUAGUGUGUGUAUACUCAUGUUCUGCAUGCAUUUAUUUAUUAUAGCCAGCGAUAUUUUUCUCGCUUCUGUUUUAGUAAGGCCAUUUCAAAGACUGUUCAUACUGUCAUUACAAUGUCAUCACUAUAAAAAUAAUUAAAGUACUGAGGGUGCUGAUGCCUCGGUGAAUUAUUUAUUUAUGAAA
Molecule: messenger RNA, 5309 nt
Organism: Halichondria panicea
Lineage: Eukaryota; Metazoa; Porifera; Demospongiae; Suberitida; Halichondriidae
Exons: 19
Coding region: 119-4993 (1624 amino acids)
Molecular function (GO): protein binding
Source: RefSeq, a predicted model, not a curated record